Cottoperca gobio is the source of this 7744-nucleotide messenger RNA. It is a transcript of the gene macf1b, whose product is annotated as microtubule actin crosslinking factor 1b. Lineage: Eukaryota; Metazoa; Chordata; Actinopteri; Perciformes; Bovichtidae. Gene Ontology annotation, molecular function: microtubule binding; calcium ion binding; structural molecule activity. The record is from RefSeq and is a predicted model, not a curated record. Bases 1 to 5994 code for a protein of 1997 amino acids. The transcript has 41 exons. Gene Ontology annotation, biological process: intermediate filament cytoskeleton organization; wound healing. Gene Ontology annotation, cellular component: membrane; cytoplasm; intermediate filament.
AUGGAGGAGCCUGCCAACAGAAGAAAUGGGGCAUUCACCUCCCAGAAUUCUUCACUCAGCUCCCUUGACUACUCUGAUCUGACCCUUUCCCUCCCGACUCUCCCUGCAUCAGAGGCUGGAGACAGGGAGGAUAAAGGAAGUUCUUUGUUUGAAUCACCAACGCCUACUUCACAGGAUCAGAGAUAUGGGAGGGACGUGGAGGACUUGAGUCAAUGGCAGUGUGAGUUCAGGGGUCAAAUCAUUGCACUGAGACAGUGGCUGAAGAUCAUGGAGAUGAGGCUGCCUCCUCUGGACCCCAGGCUCCAAAGUGAUGGACACUCAAGCUCAGACCAGGAUUCCAGCCUGGAUAGAUGGAGGGGAACAAGAUCGGUUUUGGCACUGAGGGAUAUGUCAACAGAUUCUGAGACAUUUCUACAAAACUUGGAAGCUUUACUCACAUGGGUCUGUGAGAUAGAGGAACUCACAGCCAAUCAGAAACCCCCAUCCUCAGAGGUCAAAGUGGUGAAAGCACAGCUCCAAGAACAAAAGCUCCUGCAGCGCCUCCUAACAGACCGAAGGCGUAGUAUGGACUCCAUGAUGUUGGAGGGCCCUCGGCUUGUAGAGGCCCACCCAGGAGAGGAAGGGGAGCAGGAGAAGGUCAUGCUCUCCACUCUCAAACAGAAGUGGGAGGCUUUACAGCUAGGGGCAGAGCAAAGGAGAGCGAGUCUGGAGCUCAUUCUGCCCAGGGCCCGGCUCUUCCAAGAAGGAGUAGACAGCUUGCAGCAAUGGCUCAUAUCUGUGGAACAGGCCCUAGCUGAACUACGGAAUGCAGAGAGAGUGAUGCUGCAUCUCUCAGAGGCCACAAACAGGGCCAAGGCUGUUGUUGAAGAGAUUCAAGUCAAAACUGCUGAGCUAGGGAAAAUACAAAAGUCAGGACAUAAUCUGAUGGAUGCCAUUGCAGAGGAAGAAGCCCAGCAGGUGCAGGAGAAGAUGGAUGCUCUGCGUAUCCGCUGCUCUGUGCUAAGUCUAAGCAGUCUGGAUGUGCUGCAGAGGCUGGAGCAGGCCCUGGAGGCCUCCAGUCGCUGUACCUCCAGCCAGGAGGACCUCCACCUGUGGCUGGGCCGCAUCGAGAGGGAGCUCCUGGGCGCAGCAGGAGCGCAGACACAUGCUGGAGAUGCAGUACUAUGUGCAGCUGAAAGAAAGAGGCUGGAACAGGCAGUGGUGAAGGAGAUGGCUUGGUUCAGAGACACAGCGCUGAGUCUGGAAAAGCUGAAAACCAUUCACCUGGAGCCAAAGCUCAUAGCAGAACAACUCUAUGAGCAGAAGAUUUUGUCAGUGGAGAUUCUCCAACACCGGUUCAACAUUGAGAAGAUGUUGAAGAUUGCUGAAAUCCUGCUGACGUACAGUGAUGAAGGAGAACCAGGCGAUUUGCAGACCCCACUAGAUGCCUUACAGGAGCAAUGCAACACCACCUCAGCCACCAAUUCCCAUGUGGUCCUGCAACUUGAACACACUCAGUCACUUCUUCUCCAAUUCUCAGACGGCCUCACUGAGGUUUCGCCCUGGCUCGAAGAAACUCAAACCGUAAUUGGCCAGCUCUCCCUGAGCACAAUCAGCUAUGAGGCAUUUCGGGAACAACAGGACCUCUUACAGGGUCUGAGAGAGUCUAUAGCAGAACACAGACCCUUGAUUGCACGCUUAUGCUCUCUGGCAAAACGCUUGUCAGAACUGAACCCCAUCCAGGGGGAUGAGUUCUGUCGACAGGCAGCAGAGGCAGAGGAGCAGCAUAGAGCCAUCAGAGACCGGGUCAGAGAGACUGCUAAUGUACUCGAGGAGUCAUUGCCUCGAUUCACGCAGCUGAAUGAGAGGAUGAACCUUAUCAGAGAGAGUCUUGAUCGUCUGCGCAGUCGCAUACAGACUGCCACCUCUCUUCAAGGCCUCACCCCAAGGAUCCAGGAGCAGCUACAGGACAACAAGCACAGCCUGGCCGAGCUGUCCAAGCUGGAACUGGGCCUCGGUAGUGUCAAGACACAGGCAGAUGAACUGCUAGCUAACACGCAGGCAGCUGGUGAUGGAUCUGUCGGCACAGCAAUCCAGGCGCGAGUAUCCAGCCUGUCCCAGAUGUGGGAUGAGACGCAUACUCAGGCCCAGGAGAGGGAAAGCUGGCUGCUCAAACUCUUGGAUCUCGCCUUGAAGUUCUGGAGCGACAUCAGUGAUGUCACCGCUGCUCUCAAUUAUGCUCAGCAGGCAGUUUUGGAUCUCAAUGCCAGUCGGAGAGAAUCCGAAACAAUCCGUCAGAGCCUCGAAACCAUGCAGACUCUCAGGGAGGACGUUGACAGUUUACAGGGAGAUCUGGACAUACUUGGUGUUUUGGGAAUGGACCUGAUGUCAGCAUGUGGUGAUACAGACAAGCCAGAUGUCACAAAGAGCUUGGAUGAACUUUAUUGCACGUGGAACAACUUGAGCAAACUGUGGAACGAAUGUCACAAAAAGCUGGAGGAGUCCUUGCACAUGGCAUUACAUUAUCAAGACACUAUGCAGGGUCUUUUUGAGUGGUUGAAGUCAGCUGAGCUGAGGUCAACUGAAGACUUCAUGGUAGGAACUGACCUGGAAUCAGUCAAAGAGCAGCUACGUGACUUUAAGGAAUUUAAGCGAGAACUUUACCAGAAGAAAAUAGAGAUAGAAAGCCUGAACCAUCGCUUCGUGUGUCGCCUGUCUCCAGGCUCGGAGCGUCCAGGCUCCGUGUCGCCGCUGUGUGACUUCAGACAGCGCUGGGAUGGAUUGGAGUCAGAGACUGUCAGCAGACAGCAUCAGCUGGAGUGUGCUCUGCUGGGUCUGGGUCAGUUCCAAAACACACUGGAUGAGCUUCACACAUGGCUGUCCCGAACUGCUGAACAACUGCAGGGCAGCCAGCCAAUCAGCAUUGACCUGCAGGCCUGUGAAAUAGAGCUGGCCAAACACAAGGUCUUGCGUAAUGAUGUAAUGUCCCAUGUUCGCACGAUGGAGUCCCUGAACCGGGCAGGCAGGGAGCUGCUGGAGGUCGGGUCCGGGGACAGCCCUCAUGGUCUGCAGUCUCGGCUGGAGCAACUAAAUGACAGCUGGGAGUUUGUCCGCUGUGAGACUGAACGCAGGCAGCUGGAGUUAGAGAACAAACUGAGUCAGGUACAAGAUGUUACAAUGGAGAUUCAGGAUCUCCUGCAGUGGCUGGAGAACACAGACCUGAGACUGUCCUCCUCUAAAACCAUGUGGGGCAUGCCGGACUCUGCCAGUGAAAGGCUCAAUGCACACUUGGAGUUGUACAAUGAGAUGGAGUCAAAGCUCCACGCCUACACAGAUGUGAAGAACGCCAUCCACAGGAUGCUGGAGAGCAGCAACGUUGUGAGGGGAUCGAGCACCGAGCACAGCUUAUCUAUUCUCGAACAGAAAUGGGCGUCUGUUUACAGCAAAGUCCAGGAGCGAAAGGCAAGGCUUAUAGAAGGAUUGAGUCUGGCCAAGGACUUCCACAGUAACGUCCAAGAACUUCUCACUAAGAUAAGCAAGUGUGAGGAGUCCAUUGGGCUUCUUCCUGCUCCCAGCUUUGUUCUUGACAAAGUUUGUACUCAACUGCAGGAGCACAGAACACUGGUGAAUGAGGUGAACGUUUACGGUGAGAAGAAGACCUCAGUGGAGAACACGGCCCGCAGGCUACUAGAACUGAGCAGGAAGGAAGACUGCGAUGUCAUUCAUAACCUAAUCAUGGCCAUCCAGGAUCGCUACAAAAAGCUACAGCAGCGUGCUUUAGAAAGAGGCAAGACGCUGGAGGAGGUCAAAAAGAAUGCCAAACAGUUUAAUGAAUCGUGGCGCCUGCUAGUGGACUGGAUGACGGAGGUGGAACAGACAUUAGACACGCAUAAAGAGAUUUCUGUGUCCCACGACGAGAUUAAACAUCAACUGACGGAACAGAAGGAGUUCCAGAAAUUGCUGAGGUCAAAGAGGCCCAUGUACGAAGCUACACUGAGGAAUGGACGCAGCCUUCAUGAAAGAGCUCAAACCGGCCAUGACAGACAGCAUGUGGAGAAUCUACUGGCUGAACUCAAAGACACAUGGGACACCAUCAGUGGCAAGUCUAUGGAGAGACAACACAAGCUGGAGGAAGCGCUGCUGUUUUCCGGGAGAUUCACUGAUGCUCUCCAGGCACUGAAUGACUGGCUGUAUAGAGCGGAGCCCCAUCUCGCUGAGGACGUUCCCGUUGGUGGAGACAAAGACAUGGUCAACAACCUGAUCGACAAACACAAGGCCUUUCAAAAAGAGUUAGGUAAGCGAGCUGGAUGCAUCAGGACCCUGAAGCGCUCUGUGAGGGAUCUGACCAGGAGCAGCACGGCUGAUGCUCACUGGCUGCAGGAGCAGAUGGAUGAGCUUGAGGGCCGCUGGGAGUCCGUGUGCAAACUGUCCGUCAGCAAGCAAGACAGACUGGAGGCUACACUUCAGCAGGCUGAAAGGUUUGACAGCCUUGUCCACACUUUCAUGGAGCGCCUCACUGAGGUGGAGAGGAUACUGAAGUAUGGGGUGAUACCAGAGGACGAGGAAAGCUUGCGUGCUUUCAGCAAACAACACAAGGAAUCAAUGGGCGCCUUGCAGGAUCAGGCGAUGGAGUUACAGAACAUCCGGAGUCUGGGUGAAGAGAUCCUGUCGUCCUGUCACCCAGACUCCAUAAUCACCCUGAAGUCUUGGAUCAGUGUCACUAAGACCCGCUAUGAGGAGGUUGAGACCUGGGCUCAGCAGCAGGGCCAGAAGAUCCAGGCCAACUUGGCAGCACUGGAGGCAGAGAGAGAGGAAGUGCGGAGGCUGCUGGACUGGAUCUCCUCUGCAGAGGAAGCCCUCAACCUCAGAGACCAAGAGCCUCAUCCUGAGACCACCGGGCAGAACCAAGAACUGAUUGAACAGCACACGGUUUUUAUGGAGGAGAUGAAUAAAAAGUUCCCAGAGGUUGAAAAUGCUACAAAGUCCUGCAAACACAAGGGCAUUUCAAAACUGCAAGUUUCCCCCAGCAAACGUCCACUCACAAAGAGGAGGAGCACUCUGAAGCUGCAGCCUGUUGUACCUAUUCCCCUGGAGCACCUCGACCCCCAGACCCCAGAGCUCAGUCAGCUGGUCAGUCAGUGGCAGAAGCUUUGGCUCCUGGCUACGGCGAGACAAACUUGUCUGGAGCAACAACAGCAAACACUCAAAGAGAUGGAAGAAUUUGCGAACUUCGACUUCAAUAUUUGGCGAAAGCGUUACAUGCUGUGGAUAAGUCAUUUGAAGUCACGGAUCUUAGACGUGUUCCGCAGCAUCGAUCGGGACCAGGAUGGACGCAUCAGCCAGAAGGAGCUUGUUGAUUACAUCCUUGCUUCCAAAUUUCCCACCAACUCUCUGGAGAUGAACGCAGUGGCAAACAUCUUCGACAUGAACAGUGACGGCUUUAUUGACUACUAUGAGUUUGUGAGUGCGCUUCACCCGAGCAGAGAUCCCUACAGGAGAACACUGGAUGCAGAUCAAAUCAACGAAGAGGUGAGUCGACAGGUAUCACAGUGUAACUGUCCAAAACGGUUCCAAGUGGAGCAAAUAAGUGCCAAUAGAUACAGGUUUGGAGAAUCCCAACAGUUGCGGAUGGUUCGUAUCCUGCGUAGCACGUUGAUGGUCAGGGUGGGAGGAGGCUGGACUGCUCUAGAUGAGUUCCUGGUUAAGAAUGACCCCUGCAGAGUGAAAGGCAGGACCAACCUGAAGAUCAAGGAGAAGUACUUGUCUCCUGCAGGAAGCACUUCUAAGGGUUUGACUGUCAGCAGGUCGAACUCAAGCCUUAGCCUCUACAGCAGCGCCUCCGCCCCCACCAGCCCCAUGACACGCAAGGCAUUACUCCGCAGAAGUUUCUCAGGUGACCGCUGCGUCCGUCCCAGGAGCUCCAUCGCAGCUUUGGGGUCUGAUCUACAGUUUGUUACGACAGGGGAAGACAAUACUCCCUCACCAUCAGACGAAGCUGAGAGGUUACCCACAUGAUUACCUCUGCCUGUGGGAACCAUGUCUAUGCUGCAGUGCUGAACCCAAACACAGCCUUGGGGCCCCGAAACAGAGUGAUAAAGGGAUAGAGGGGCCAAAAAAACAAAAUCAGACACUGACAGAAGAGUGCAGAGAAGGUCAACAGAGGUUUGAGAGAUCUGUGUGAAGAUCCAGUGUGCUCUUUAUGCACAAUAAGGAGGUCAGUCCAGAUGUCCCCUGUUGCAUUGCAUACAGUAGUGUCUGAUUGUGUAGAGAGUAGGAAUCAAAAAGUUCUGCAUGGAUGCUUAUUGCAUGAUAGCAAGAGCCUUGCUUAAAUCAUAUUCAGUUAUUUCCCCCAGCUUGCUAUUCUUUUUUGGUUGUAAAGAUAAGUCACAGGGAACAUGCACCUGAGAAUAAUGCUCUGUUUUGAGCAGUAAAGGGAUUUAAAAGUAAAAUACAAGAACACAUUUGUAUGUAAAGGUUUUGUACUGUCUGACUGCCCCCACUAGCCUCCAAAAAGAACCCCACAUAUACCAAAACCAUAAGUACAUGAAGGGUACAGUAUGCUUUCCUUCAACUUUGUGAUGUUAUUUUUUAUUUCAUUCCAUGAAGAUGACAUUGUUGGCAGGGCCACAAUGUCUUUUUUGUCUUUUACCUUUUUUUAGCACCAUGUUUUCAAAUAAUUAUGUAUUUUGUAUUGUUCUUUAUUGUAAGGAUGUUUUAAACAUUGGAGAUUGUGUAAUGAUGAACAAUGCUGAACAAUGCACUGGAGUACGACAGGUCAUUGUUGAUUUGUAGAGAUUAUAUUCUCAGGAUUGUUUUUGCCUUUGGAUGUAUGUAUUUCUAUGGAACAUUACUGUGAACAUGUAGAUGUGUGGUUUUCUUUAAAAUACCCUGGGAAAGUUUUGUUUAGCACAUUCUUUUCAUAAAAAUGCACUUUUUUCUGUGUCCUACUGCUGUAGAUAGGUUGUUUUGGUAUGUGGGAAAUUUGGCAGCUGUCAUGCGUGAGAGAAUUGUUUUUUUCAUGAGAGUGCACUGGAGGUGUUUGGGUUAACAGUGUAGUUCUAUCUUUCCUUGUUUUUUCUUUUCCAGCCUCUUUUACCAAAAUCAUUAUAUUUUAAUUUGUUGUAUUUCUGCCUUUUUCUUUAUCUCUGACCUUCAAACCCUUCAGAAAUUCUCACAACUUUCUUGAUUUUAUUACUCUACUUUCAAUUAAGACGCUACAUCAGUUUCCAGAUGAUCCUGAAGAUAUCAAUAAUAUGCAUAAUUUAAGCAAAAAAUACUGAAAUACAUUUUCCCUGAAAGAGAAGCAACUUCCUGGCUUUGACUCUGGUUUUAUUAUCGAGCAGUUAAUACUUCACAAUAUGUUAUCAGCAGUGUAAAGUCACUGUAUUUGUAUGUGUACGUUUGUACUAGAUCUACCUGAGGUUGUGGACAGUAGCUUAUGUAUCUAAUUGCAUUUGGUCUAUGCAGUUUGUCAAACUGAUUUUUUAAAGUCAAAACAAUGUUUUUACAUGAUGAAGUAUCUUUUCCUCUUGGCCUCAAUGUGUUGGUGUUGGAGAAGCUAGAAAUUUGACUACAGUAAAAAACUACAAGAGCCAGAUUCCACUUCUAUUGCUAUGCACCCUGAUCUUUCUGUACUGUAAAUGUUUCUAUACCCAGCACUCAUUCUAAUGUCUAAUUUAGUUAAACAGUAGAUGAAUGUCACUAAUACUUUUAAGUCCACUUGUAUAAAAAAAAAAGCUUUUUGUAAUAAAAAAAGAAAAAUCUU